Molecule: messenger RNA, 2392 nt
Organism: Schistocerca piceifrons (Central American locust)
Lineage: Eukaryota; Metazoa; Arthropoda; Insecta; Orthoptera; Acrididae
Product: choline/ethanolamine kinase
Exons: 8
Coding region: 136-1296 (386 amino acids)
Biological process (GO): phosphatidylethanolamine biosynthetic process; CDP-choline pathway
Cellular component (GO): cytoplasm
Molecular function (GO): ethanolamine kinase activity; choline kinase activity
Source: RefSeq, a predicted model, not a curated record
UAAGCCGAAGAGAGUAGUCGUGUUCAGUGCGCUGGUCGCUAUACCACUCCGUUCCUACCGUCGUUACUAGCCACUUCUCGAAGCUUCUUUCUCAUUGUCUAGUCAUUCCUUUACAACAGUCAGAAGUUACUCAAGAUGGGCGUCAUUGACAAGAUGAACGUGGAGGGCAGCGAGAUGCGAGAGCGGGCGGCGCGCAUCUGCCGAGACUACCUGCACGGCGCCUGGAAGUCAGUCACCUCCAAGGACAUCCAGCUAAAGAGGAUCAGUGGCGGCCUAAGCAACUGGCUGUUCCACGUCGGCCUGCCUACGGACACACGGCCCAAGGGCAGUGAGCCAUCGCAGGUACUGUUGCGCAUCUACGGGCAGACCCACGGCGAGCGCGCCCUUGAGGCACUCGUCACCGAGUCUGUGAUAUUCACAUUGCUUUCGGAGCGCCGCUUGGGGCCCAAGCUGCACGGCAUCUUCCCUGGAGGCCGCAUUGAGGAAUACAUACCGGCACGGGCAUUGAAAACCAGAGAGAUGGCAGAUACCAAAUUGAGCCCACUGAUAGCAGAGCGCAUGGCUCAAAUUCACAGGAUGAAUGUACCAAUAAGCAAGGAACCACGCUGGCUUUGGGACACUAUGGAUAGGUGGACACAGAGUGCAGAGGCAAUUUUGGUGGAGGUUGAAGGUGCUCAACCUGAGGUUCUUUCCUACAUCAAUAAAAUCCAAAAGUACAACCUAGGAUCUGAAGUCAAGUGGUUGAUGUCUUUCCUGAAGAAGCUGCAGUCUCCAGUAGUAUUCUGCCACAACGACAUGCAGGAAGGCAAUAUUCUGUUGUACAACCACAACCUCACUGACCAACAGGCUCUCAGCACACCACGUCUGGUGCUGAUAGAUUUCGAGUACUGCUCGUACAACUACCGCGGUUUUGAUUUGGCUAACCACUUCAUUGAAUGGGUGUAUGAUUAUACAUAUCCUACUCAUCCAUUCUUUUCAGUCAAUUACAGCCACUAUCCCAGCCCAGAGCAGCAGCUGGUCUUCGCAAGGUCUUACCUGAAGACUUUCCAUCAGAAACAACCAACAACUGAAGAAGAAACAGUACUGUUGAAGGAAGUGCAAGCCUUCACUCUUGCUUCACAUCUUUUCUGGGGACUAUGGGCUGUUGUCAAUGCCAAACUGUCACAGAUCCCAUUUGGUUACUGGGAAUAUGCUGAUGCGAGGUUAGAGGCCUACUUUUAUUCUAAAAGCAAACUUCUAAACAGUGCAGCAAGUGACAUUGGCACCAAGAGGAAAAUUGGCGAUUUAGAAGAAUGAAGUGAUCAGAUCAGAAGAUGAAGAAUUUGACCUCGACAGAAUUUGCAACUGAAUCUGUCUCGUUGCAAAUUCUGUGAUGGAGAUCGUGUUCAGCUGGAGGCUUGAAACUUGAGCAUAUCAGUUAUGUACCUUCUGAGGUAUUUCAAUACCUGUGUGGAAGGGCCUCUAUGCCUUUGAUUUCAAAGGUUUAGCUUCUGUAAGAGCAAGGCAGAGCUGUUAAGUUCAUGGAAGACUCCUCAUCCAUUGGAAACAUCCAUGUAACUUAAGAUCAUUCCAUUCCUUUUUUUCUUUUUUUUUUAAAUUUGUAACUGACUAUUUAUUCAGUCUCUCCGUAGAUCAUUUUAAAUUAAAUGAAGCUUUGUUGCAUUUGACUAAUAAAUUGCCAGUGCAGCAUUGCUAACUGCUGUAAAUAUCAAUAACUUAGAUUAUAUUUAAACUUAUGAAGCAGCAUAGCACCAGAAUGAAUUACUGCAUUUCAUCUCUUAGUGCAAUAAGCACAGGCUUAGAACUGCAUGCAGGCAGCUAUUUCUUAUGCUACUUUGACUCCAUAAAAGUUCCAUGAAGGUAUUACAUUGACUUACAAUCAAGAGCAAAUGCAAACAAAUUAUCUAUCAGUAUAAUGAGUGUGAUUGCUCAGAUUGCAUAAAAAAUGUUCUUUUUAACAUGGCUGACUUAGAAACAGAGCAGACAGCUGUGGGGUACAUUACUCCAUGCAGGCAAUCAUGUAAUGUCACACAUCAGUGGUGGCAUUAGUCGUGUUUGCAGUUAUAUGCAGUUACGACUAAACCAAUGUAAGAGGCGAAAGGGCUGUGGUGAAUUUUCAAGCAGUUUGUUGGGUGCAACGCAUAUUUGAGACUGUCUCUUCUUUUUUACAUUGUAAUCUCAUUGCUCACAUGUAUUAAUGUCAUUACCUAAAUCAUGUGUCAUGAGUAUGUCUACAAAGUAUUAUGUUUGUAAUUUGUGUUGUCCAUAUAUUUUUUAAAGAAAUCUGCUUUUUGUUUAGUACAAAGAUAUUGUUCUGUGUUCAGAAAUUUGUAUUAUUUAUAAAACAAACUCAGAAUCAUUCAACGUGCAUAAAUAAAAGUUGUAAUAAACA